Molecule: messenger RNA, 1187 nt
Organism: Helianthus annuus (common sunflower)
Lineage: Eukaryota; Viridiplantae; Streptophyta; Magnoliopsida; Asterales; Asteraceae
Exons: 7
Coding region: 387-1187 (266 amino acids)
Source: RefSeq, a predicted model, not a curated record
UUGUAAUAUCAUCUGUUGGUACCACAUCUUAGGUCUGGUUGGGUGGGAUACAUAACACUGGUCAACAGUGAUCUAAAUCGAUGGCUGCUAACCAUAUCAGAUUUACAGUUCGGUAACCCGUUUAUUUUGUCUCCAUUUCAGUGACAGAACAUAUGAGGUUAUGGAGAUGAUUUUAUACUACAUUCUAGUGGAGUGACUGUCUGUAGGGCACCCUUUGGGCAAAUGCCAGCACUGAUUAAUUGGCUAUACUUGAAAGAAAAAAAAUAUAAAAAAAUUAAAAAGCCUGCUUCGGUAAUUCGCCAGUUCAACCAGUCCGACUUGUAACCAGCCGGUUCAUAGUCCGACCUAUCUGUGGUUUUCCAGUAUGGUUGAAGUAUGUUCCUGGUAUGAGCUUCAGAACUGAUAAUGAGUAUGGUGCACAAGGGAAGUCACUUGGACCCCCUAGAAAAGCAUACAUGAAUUGGGCCGCAAAAAUGGAAGUCGGACUGAACACAUGCGUCCCGUGGUCAAUGUGCAAGGAAGAGGAUGCACCUGACCCCGUGGUUCGCUCCAAUCCCCUCAUCAGCUUUCUAUCAUUUAGGGCUGGUUAUCCCUGCACCAGUAUGCUAACAGGCUUGCAUCUUGUUUGGCAACUAAGGUCUUGUAAAUAUAUUCUCAACACACUUAUGCAGAGUUUUCAAAAUAAGGGCUUGCUUUGUUGCUCCUUCUGUCACAUGUUCGAUGAAAGGGUUCAAGGAUGUAUUAUGCUUCUACUUGAGCUAUUGCGAACGCGAGAAGCGAUGUCUCACCAAAUUUUCAUGUUUGAGGUAAUAUUUUUGAUAGUAGACUUAUUUUUUUUUCCCAUUUCAUUGCUAAUAGCUCUUUGUUUUCUCGCACGUAGGUGCUACCAAGGAAGCAGAUGUCUAACAAGAUUUUUAUGCAUAGGUAAAUUCUUCAUUGAAAAGUUGAACUUAGUUAUCAAGGAGCUCGUUAAGGAAAAUGAUGAAGAAAAAGAAAGGCUAAAUGGAAUUAUUGCCGGGUUGUUGGCUGAAAAAGAAAAAGAUAAGGUGGAUAACGAUGCUAUGCUCGAUACGAUGUCACAAAUUGAAGCUGUUUACAAAUACAAUUUGAAGAUAGGCUACAAACAUUUGGUUUUAAAUGUUUCGAUGUUUAUCGUAUUAGGAUUUUUUAGUUAUUUGAUGUUUUAG